Populus euphratica (Euphrates poplar) is the source of this 967-nucleotide messenger RNA. RefSeq lists its product as uncharacterized. Bases 279 to 755 code for a protein of 158 amino acids. NCBI's taxonomy places the organism in Eukaryota, Viridiplantae, Streptophyta, Magnoliopsida, Malpighiales, Salicaceae. The transcript has 2 exons. The record is from RefSeq and is a predicted model, not a curated record.
ACUUCUAAAUUUGAAACUUUUCAAGUCGCAACGGUACUUCUUUCCUAAAGAGCCCUAAAUUGCACCGUUGCAAACUCAUAUGUGCACUCGUACUUUCUUCACGUCUAUAAAAUCCAAUCUCCAAAUUCUUGAAGAUGUCCCUUCUCUCUCUCUCUCUCUCUCUCUCUCUCUCUCUCAACUGGGAUUGUACCUUUUGUCAUAAAUCCUGUUUCUUCAACCUUUUCUCUUUUGUCAAACAAGAGGGGCUCUUUUUUCAGUACUACGGAGCCGACUGACCUAUGGAGAACAUACUCGAUUCAGUGGAGAAUAUGCAAGAAACGCCUUUUAAGAGUCUAAUGCAAUCCAAACCCACCAUGUUGGAUUGCAUAACACCAGCAAAGGAAGAUCAAGAGAUGGAUCAAGAAUCUGAGAAUAUGCAAGAAAAGCCUUUUAAGAGUUUAAUGCAAUCCAAACCCGCCAUGUUGGAUUACAUAACGCCAGCAAAGGAAGAUCAAGAGAUGGAUCGAGAAUCUGAGAACUCAGGCAAUGAUUUGCGCAAAAGUAGCGCUCCAUAUCGUCUCCAAGUUCCCAAGGCAUUCAAGUUCCCUGAAAGGUAUAGAAGCCCAACUGAUCUUAUGAUCUCACCCAUUACAAAAGGCCUUCUUGCAAGAAACAGAAAGGAUGGUGCUCUCUUGCCACCAAGUUUGAAUCAGCCCAAGCAGGUUCAAGAUGUAGAAGUUCAGGGUGAGGUGGCGGCUUUCAAAAUUGAGAUAUAAAUGUUGGCAGACAAAAAGCUAAAUCAGAUAGAUGGAUUGGUUUCUUGUAAUCAGAUGGGUUCUUGAACUUCAUGAAUUCGUCUGGAUAAAUAGUCUUGUUUUCCUGUCACCAUAAUAUUUCAUGAGAUGAGAUGUGUAGUCAUGGAAAAGAAACCAUCGUGCCCUUCCCAUUUCAGAGAAUUAUUAAAUAGGCAAGAUGAGGUUCGAUUCAA